CAAAACUGCAAAUGGUUGAGACUUGUGUGAUGUGCUUUUUUGUAGAUAAAAUUUCCUAAAAUACUAUUUUCUACUUGAAAACCGUUUUUGAUAGUUAAAUAAAUUUAAUCUUUGCACUGUAAUAUAUAAGAAAUUUGCAAAGCCGGAGCCGAAUGGUCAUUAAUACUUUAGGGUCGAAUUUUGAGGUACAAACUUGCAAAAAAAUAUAGCAACUGUGGUGAUAAAGGCCUCGUAAUUUGUUGUUUUGUGACUGUGAAGAUGACGACCUCCUCGGAAGAUGUAUUGCUCAGCGUGAGCCAUGUGAGGUUUAAAAAAGGCGAUGGCACCCUGUAUGUGAUGAAUCAAAGACUGGCUUGGAUGUUGGAAAAUCGAGACACUGUUGCUGUAUCACACAAAUAUGCGGACAUUAAAACACAAAAGAUAUCUCCCAUAGGGAAACCAAAGGUUCAACUUCAAGUAGUACUUCAUGAUGGCACAUGUUCCACAUUUCAUUUUGUGAAUCCAGCAGGGGCAGACGCUCAAGCUAAAGACCGGGAUCAAGUGAAGCUGUUGUUACAAGAUUUGUUGCCAAAGUUUAAAAGACAAAUAGAUGGAGAACUCGAGAUGAAGUCUAAAUUAUUGUCUUUACAUCCUAAUUUAAAGCAUUUAUAUGAAGACUUAGUGAUAUCAAAAGUAAUUAAUAGUGAAGAAUACUGGAAUACUCCUACAUUAAAACUUUAUACAGAAUCUAAUAAUAUAAAACAGGAAGCUGGUGUAUCAGGGGCAUUCCUGGCAGAUAUCCAGCCACAAACUGACGGUUGCAACGGCCUCAAAUACAACCUUACGCAAGACAUAAUAGACGCCAUAUUUAAAACUUAUCCGGCUGUCAGGAAGAAACACAGCGACUAUGUUCCCAAUAAGAUGACGGAGGCUGAAUUUUGGACUAAAUUCUUCCAAUCUCAUUAUUUUCAUAGGGAUCGCAUUGCGUCGUCGUCGAGCAAGGAUCUGUUCGGUGAAUGUGCCAAGAUGGACGACCAUGCGAUAGCUUCCGCUAUGAGACACACCACGCUAGAUCUCACGGUGGACUUGCCGUCGUUCAGCGAGGGCGCUCCGCUGGCCGACGAGGAGCCCCCGGAGCGCGGGGACUCCUCCAUACACCGCAACAUGAUCAAGCGGUUCAACCAACACUCCAUCAUGGUGCUCAAAGCUAGUCAUAAAACAAAUUCUAGUAGUAAUAGUAAUAGUAGCAAUAAAACCACAAACAAUAACAAAGUCAUAGAGAAUGGAGUGAAAGAGACGAACGGCGUAGAGAAGAGGCCAUCAGAAGAACCCGUAGAAGGCCCACCGGAUAAAAAGCGAAGGAUAUUAGAGAAAUUACACUACGAAGACUUAGAAGCUCCCACCGAGGACCCGGAGACGCAAGAACUCAAAUUAUCUAAAGUAGAGAGAUAUCUCCUGGGUCCGUCGUCGCAGGUCAACCAGACCGGCCCCAACACUAACUCCCCUCCGCUAUCUGCGCUAGCGUCGAUAUGUCAGGCGUGGAGUAGCGGGCAGCAAUGUUCCCGGCCCGCCCGGGUAUCGGCGUCGGCAUGCGUGGCCGCACUGGGGGAGCUGAGUCCCGGGGGGGGGCUCAUGAGGCAUCACCAUGCUGCCAGCAUGUCCCAAUUGAUCCCGGCGGACGUAAAGAGUGAGCUCCAUCGUAUAUAUCUGUCCGGGGGGGAGUUGAUUCGUGAGCUGUGGCGCAGCUUCCCGGCACCCGGGGCUACGGAUGCGGCUGCCAUAGCUAGAGCUCAUGGCUUCUACGAUGCGCUGCUGAGGUUCCGAAACCUUAAACUCAGGCCGUUUGAGGUAAAUAUCGAAACAAAUAUACUAUCUAUAUAUACAGGUUGUUACAAAAUUACAAAUAAAGCUUGAAGGGCGUUGAAGUACAUCAUAUAAGGAGUCUUC
Chilo suppressalis (striped riceborer) is the source of this 1926-nucleotide messenger RNA. NCBI's taxonomy places the organism in Eukaryota, Metazoa, Arthropoda, Insecta, Lepidoptera, Crambidae. The record is from the annotation of a GenBank genome assembly.